Molecule: messenger RNA, 954 nt
Organism: Cladocopium goreaui
Lineage: Eukaryota; Dinophyceae; Suessiales; Symbiodiniaceae
Source: the annotation of a GenBank genome assembly
AUGACUCCAAAGUCUGAAGUUUCAGAGGAUUUCGUGGAAUGGGCACCAUUUUGGCCAUCCUUACCCUGUGGCGAAAGUGCAGAAGGGAGUACGUCACCUUUUGCGGAGCUGCCAAGUGAAGCCGAGGUGCAGCCUUACUGGCUGCAGUGUGAUGCGGCGGUUUUUGAUGUACGAAAUGUCGGUUACAAGCAAACAAGGGAGAAGAUACCAUCGCAAUUUGCACUCUAUGAGUGCGUUGGAAUGGACAUCGUGCGCGACAAUCGACGAAUCGAUUGCAUUCUAGACCGCCUUCGGGAAGCAGACUUACCAUCGAACUGGCCGGGAGCAAGGUGGGAGGAACCGUGGAAAGUGCCACGGGUCCUGAUUUUCAAUUGCCAGGUGCCAUAUACUGCUGGAAAGAUCUUUGGAUCGUAUCCGGAAGAGGAUGGCGGCUUCAGCAUCCUCAACUACUUUGUGCUCUCCCGAGAGGCUUCCGAACUGUUGGCAUGGAAUUCUCCGACCCCUGCGCUUCAACUAUGGAAGAGAUUUGUGGAAGAAGGCGUCUCAACCAAGGAGGGCAUCUCCCUCAAGGUCGUUGGUCGUGUGGAGGAUUUGGACAAGCAUGAAGUCCCGGAGUCGUUCAAACGUUUCAACAACAAGCCUGUUCUGUUGACGCGGAGUGCCACCAUCUACAAGAAAAGGCUGCCAGAGGUACUCGAGAUAGACUUCGACGUGCGCAACUGGAACUACCCCACCCGCGCGGCGAUGGUCUCCUAUCAUCAUCGCGCAAGAGAAGCUGAAGUCGAGAUCGGUUACCUCCUGGAGGGCAAGGCAGAUGAUGAGUUGCCGGAGCAGUGGCUUGGCUACAAGUUUCGCAAAUCAGAACAGAAAGGCUUGUUGCCAGCGCUGAAAUCACCAAUUGUUUGUAUAUUAUUAUACACUCAUUGUUUUUUGUCGAUAUAUUACAUGAUCUGA